UUAAAGGAUGAAAGCAAAAAAAAUGGAUAUCACUAUGGUACCGAUGUCGAAAUAACAGUGAAAGUCAUUGUUAGAAUUACCAAAAAUCAUACUAAAAUGAAUAAAUUAAAAUCAUCACAGAGAGACAAAGUCAAGAAAUUCGUCGCAUUUACUCAAACUAGCGAGAGCACUGCGAUUUAUUGCCUUACUCAGAAUGAUUGGAAACUGGACCUGGCUAGUGAUAACUAUUUUCAGAACCCAGAUGCGUACUACAAGGAUCCCAUUAAGGCUGCAGUAGACAGAAAAAAGUUGGAACUCUUAUUUAACAAGUACAAAGAUCAACAAGAGAAUGAUAAGAUCACUGUGGAUGGAGUCAUGAAAUUUCUAGAAGAUUUAAACCUUAGUCCUGAAUCUAUAUUAGUACUUAUUAUUGCAUGGAAAUGUAAAGCUGCAGUGCAGUGUGAGUUCUCCAAAGACGAGUUCCUGACUGGGCUGAUGGAGCUGGGAGCAGACAGUAUAGACAAAUUAAAAACAAAACUAGCUACCCUUGAAACAGAAAUUAAAGAUCCUAAUAAAUUUAAAGAUUUCUACCACUUCACUUUUAACUAUGCCAAAAACCCAGGACAAAAGGGAUUGGAGUUAGAUAUGGCAAUAGCAUAUUGGAAUAUAGUGCUUCGAGGAAGAUUUAAAUUCCUAGAUGCUUGGUGCAAGUUUCUUACGGAACACCAUAAAAGGUCAAUUCCCAAGGAUACAUGGAAUCUACUUUUAGAUUUCGCCACGCAAAUCGACGACGGCAUGAGCAACUAUGAUGCGGAGGGAGCCUGGCCCGUAUUAAUAGACGACUUCGUGGAGUGGUGCCAGAAGCAGGGCCUCACCGCCGAGGGGUUGAAGGCGCUGGAGCCGGCGUCCGGCUAGCUGGCGCCGCCCGCCUGCGAGCAGCCCGCGCCGAGCCUGCGCCCGCGCCCGCAGCCGCGCCCGCGCCCGCGCCGCGCCCGCUCGCGCGCGCUGGCAUCCUCCCUCGCCCUGCUGCUGCUCCGCCUGCUCCUCUACCUUCUGGACAUUUGUCCCAUAGAGUGGAUCGCGGUUGUUAUGGUAUUCGAUUUCUGUGGCUAAUACGAUGCAAUUGUAAGUUAUUCCAAAAAGAUAUUUUAUAUUACAUUUAUAGAUGAUUGUCCCGGUUAAAAAAAACGUUUAAGAUGUUUACUAUAUAAUCUAGUAACUUAGAUCUAAAACAGUAGAGAAACUGUUAUAAGAGUUAUAAUAUAAACACUUUCGUAUGCAGCUCUCUUGAAGUAGAUACGAAGGUACGCCUAUUUGCCAUUGGGUGUGUGUAGAUUCAUGCAUUAUCAUAACUAUCGUAAGGUUUGUCAAUUUUGAUUUUGUUUUUUAUGACUAAUACUGGUUGUAUUAAAACUGAAAACUU
This is a messenger RNA of Cydia fagiglandana, 1402 nucleotides long. RefSeq names its product DCN1-like protein 1 (gene SCCRO). NCBI's taxonomy places the organism in Eukaryota, Metazoa, Arthropoda, Insecta, Lepidoptera, Tortricidae. Gene Ontology annotation, biological process: protein neddylation. The coding region runs from base 97 to 894 and encodes 265 amino acids. Gene Ontology annotation, cellular component: ubiquitin ligase complex. Gene Ontology annotation, molecular function: cullin family protein binding; ubiquitin-like protein binding; ubiquitin conjugating enzyme binding. The transcript is spliced from 3 exons. The record is from RefSeq and is a predicted model, not a curated record.